Molecule: messenger RNA, 4603 nt
Organism: Sturnus vulgaris (Common starling)
Lineage: Eukaryota; Metazoa; Chordata; Aves; Passeriformes; Sturnidae
Source: RefSeq, a predicted model, not a curated record
CUCUGGCUGUUUGGAGAAGAUGAAGUUUGGUCAUCACAUGCUGUGAAAGGGCAGGGCAUUUUGGUUGCUUUUUAAACCAGUUUAACAGGUAUAAAAACUUCUUACCAAGUGGUGCUGGUGAGUGGGGUCUGUCUGAAGGGCAAGAUCCUGCUGGAAUCUGUUCAAAUACCAGCAAACUGAUGUGCCAAAGCUAACUUGUGAGUUCUUCCUUGUUCCAGCAAAGAUAACACAGUGUUAUGAUGUUUCCCUAGGUUAAAGACGACAGAAGUUGAAAACACUCUCCCAAAAAUACCCUCCUGGCUUUGCUCUGGGGCUCCCCUCCCUCUCCAGGAUGGCAGGUGGCAUCACUGAUACCGGAGAGCUUUACUCUCCCUAUGUUGGCCUGGUGUACAUGUUCAACCUCAUCGUUGGAACAGGAGCCCUGACCAUGCCCAAGGCCUUUGCCACAGCAGGGUGGCUCGUCAGCCUCAUCCUCCUGAUGUUCCUGGGAUUUAUGAGCUAUAUGACAACGACCUUUGUGGUGGAAGCCAUGGCUGCUGCAAAUGCCCAGCUGAGAUGGAAGAGAAUGGAAAAACGCAAAGUUUGUGAGGAUGAUGAAGACGAAGAUUCUUCCUCUGGAGUGUCUGACAGUGAUGUUCUCCUCCAAGAUGGCUACGAGCGAGCAGAGACGCGGCCUAUCCUGUCAGUUCAGAGGCGUGGCUCAGCCAAUAUCUUUGAAAUCACUGAGAGGGUGGAAAUGGGUCAGAUGGCUUCCAUGUUCUUCAAUAAAGUGGGUGUCAACCUCUUCUAUUUCUGCAUAAUUAUCUACCUCUAUGGAGAUCUGGCAAUCUAUGCAGCAGCGGUGCCAGUCUCCCUAAUGCAGGUGACCUGCAGUGUCACUGGCAACCAUUCUUGCAGUGUUGGAGAUGGCACAAAGUACAACGACACGGACAAGUGCUGGGGGCCAAUUCGAAGGAUUGAUGCUUACAGGCUGUAUCUGGCAGCAUUCACGCUCCUCCUGGGUCCUUUCACCUUCUUCAAUGUGCAGAAGACCAAGUAUCUUCAAAUCAUGACGUCCCUCAUGAGAUGGAUAGCUUUCAUCCUCAUGAUUAUUCUGGCCCUCAUCCGCAUCAGCAGAGGCCAAGCUGAAGGUCACCCGUCCAUGGCCCAGCUGUCGGGCAUCCGUAAUCUGUUCGGGGUUUGUGUCUACUCCUUCAUGUGCCAGCACUCCCUGCCAUCCCUCAUCACCCCCAUCUCCAAGAAGAAGCACGUCAACAAGCUCGUGCUGCUCGAUUACAUCCUGAUCCUGGCGUUCUACAGCCUCCUGUCCUUCACUGCCAUUUACUGCUUCCGCAACGACACCCUCAUGGACAUGUACACGCUCAACUUCACCAACUGUGAGAUCAUCAGCGUGGCCUUCAUUCGCUACUUCCUGGGCCUCUUCCCGGUCUUCACCAUCAGCACCAAUUUCCCCAUCAUCGCAGUGACCCUGCGCAACAACUGGAAGACCCUUUUCCACAGAGAGGGGGGCACCUACCCGUGGGUGGUGGACAGGAUUGUCUUUCCUGCCAUCACGCUGAUUCCCCCAGUGCUGGUGGCUUUCUGCACCCACGAUCUGGAGUCCUUGGUGGGGAUCACGGGAGCCUAUGCUGGGAACGGGAUCCAGUAUCUCAUCCCAGCUUUCCUGGCGUACUGCAGCCGGAAGGACACUCAGCUGGUGUUCGGCAGUGGGACAGUGAACAAGCACCUCUCCCCUUUCCGGCACAGCUUCUGGAUUGUGUUCGUGCUCAUCUGGGGUUUCUCCUGCUUCGUGUUUGUGACUGCAAACAUUGUCCUGAGUGAGUCAAAGCUCUGAUGGAGCUCCAGAGACUCUAGCAUUUCAGCUCCCCCUCUGGAACUCUGCAGUGAGGGGGAGAGGCAAUAUGAAGGGAAGUUUCCAGGCUGUUGCAUGGUGACACAGACUUUCUUCACCCCACUUUGGGUAUGGGUGGAGCGGACUCAGCCUUGUUACAGUUCUGGUUCUCAGACAAAGCCCUGGGGCUGAGCCCUUGGCAGCCUACACCAUUAACCAGUGUCCAGCCAUUCCUGCCUUUGGCUCUGUCAGAGGAGCACGUUCUCUGUCUGUCCCUCUGUGGUUCUCUGUGUGCUGCAGGUCUCGGCACACAGGAGAGAGACAGCCUUGGUUGCAUCACUAAAUGUCCCUUCUCCCAAAGGCAGGAAUGUGCUGUGCAGAAUCCAGCAGGAGUUUGGGAUAACUGAGUCUCUUCUUUCUGCUGAGACUUCAGACCAACCUCCUGUGCCAGCUGAAGGAAAACAUAAGGGUGGAAAUAGACCUAAUUCAGAAGGAAAUAAUUUUGUGCUGUUAUAUUUUCUUUUUCUAGAAGCAUUAUCAUGUUUGUGCACAUUGCCUGGGAUUGGGGAUCUUUUGCUUAGAGCUGGAUUUCUCCAGCCUGGGAGUUUACAUUCACGCUUCCAUCCUGUUCUCCUGUUCUGUGGCAGCUCGGUUGGGCAGAGCAAUGCCCCUCUGCAUGCAGGGAUGUAGCUCUUCCCAUUGGAAGGGAAAUCAGCACCGGCACAGGACUCGGAGCUUUCCACUGGCAGAGCCCUUCUCCCUUUUUCAGCUUUGCCCGAGGCUGGUACAAGCAGCCAGGCCCUGACUCCAGCGGCCGGGAUUGGGAUCGGUGUGAGCUGGGAGGUGCUAAUUACCCAGUCCUGACACGCGAGAGGCUCUGGCUGUGCACACUGAUGCGUUCCCGGCUCCCGCGUUGGGUAAUUAGCCUUGAAACAAGGUGGGUGUUAACUCAGGGGAAUGAGCCGGUGCCAGGAGGAAGCGGCCGUGCCCUGGCUCAGCUUUGCCUGCAGCAGCAGAGCUCCCGAAACAAGGGAGCAAAACCUGAAACCCUGCUGGAAUUGGGCUUGAAUUCCCCCUCUUGUCCUUCUACACAGGGCUAAGGUGGGCUUGGGGCUGCUCCUGCUCUGCUUCUUUUGGAAUUGGGCUGCUCCUACCUUGGGCAGCUCUAGGAGAGACUCUGCUUUUAGGGUGACUGUGGUCGCUGUAACACCACACUUUGUCACCGGGUCCUGUGUUCAGAAGCCCUGGGGCACAGAUUAUACGGGGUUUCCUGACAGAAAGAAGAACUUUAAAAGUUUUCCCCUGAACUAUUCUUAACCCCCUGUUAUCAAAGCAGGUUCAGAGCCAGGUGCAUGGCAGAUCCUCCUGCCCUCUGCACUUACUGCAAUAUUAAAUGUCAUCGCUCACUAAAGCAAGCUUUGAACUGCAGCUCUUUUUAAUCAAGCUCUGUUUUCAAGUAGGACUUUCUGGUUUCCAUAUGACCUGAAGUGCUCCUCCUGGGGGAAUAUGCAAGUACCUGGAGCUGUAUAAAACCACUUCAUGGCUUUUAAAGCAAAACCCUGCACCUCUCAAGCCUGAGCACCGCCACUGUGUCCUUGCCGAGCUGCCUGGAGAGAAUUUGGAGAGACUGUUCAUCUUCUCUCCAGUUUCAUCCUAAACAGGCAUUGGCAGCCCUUGCUAGUGAGUUUAACAUCCCCAAGUGCUUCUGGAAAGCUGAUGUGGCAUCUUCACUACCAAAUUAAGAAGGUAUUUUACAGGUAUCUGGUGCUGGUGUCUUGUUUAGGAAGCAGUUUGGAGGGCAGAUUCAUGGGGCAGCUGUGCUGGGAGCCUCCUGUGUGGCAGCUGGGAGCUGGGCAGAGCUGGCAGGAGGAUUGAAUGCAUUGAUGAAAUGAGCCUUUGGAAGCUGGAGAUGCUGAGGGGGCUGUUCCUCUGCAUGAGUGUGCAGGUGUGGGUUCAUGGAGGGGCUGAGGGCUGUCUGCCCUGAGCUGCCCAUGUGUUGCAAGGCCCUUGGCUCAGCCCCUGCCCUCCACAUGCCCAUUUCAGUCGCUUGCCUUCACAUUUCAUUGCAGCCAGGCAACAGGGCUGUUCUUUCAUCUCCUUUCACCCUCCCUUCUCAGGAGGGAGGGAACCCAGCCUGGCACCCUCUUUCCUACCAUCUCUUGCAUUUAAAGAUGUGCCUUCUUUUCCCUGGCCUGUGUGUUCCCCUCUCCCCCUCAACAAUGCCUGACAGUGACUUCUGAGGGGCUGCUCCUCCAAGACCUGCUUGGAUCUAGGUUUUGGAUGCAAUGGGAUGCUGAGGGCUUGUGUUCCAGCCCCUGCCUUUGCCGUGGUACCUUACCGGGAAGGACUGUGCUCCCCAAGGAGCAUGAGUUCUUCUCAAAUAAAUAACCAUGAAUUCCCAGACACCUGCUGUCCUUGCACAGCAGCAAAACAAAUAUAUCCGAAGAAUUGGGGUGAUUAACAGAAAGAAGCUCUACAGCAGAGAACAUUUUUCAUAUAAAACAUGACAUAGCAAUGCCUUAAAAAUUACUUGAGAAAGCAGGAAGGGGAUGGUUCAGUGCAGCCAGCACUGGCUGAGGGGAUGCUGGGUGACCCCGUGGUGCAGGGCACAAGCUCUCUCACUCAUCACGAAUAAGUCUAUUUUUAUUUGGCCAUUAUCAGCACUAACAAUUCGUUAUUGCAGAUUCACACAUGAUGCUUUGUCCUGACUGUAAUUAGUUUUAAAAAAAUGGGAUUAAAACCAAUAAAAUGUACAUUAUACAUCUGGUUUGA